Gossypium arboreum is the source of this 820-nucleotide messenger RNA. RefSeq lists its product as uncharacterized. The coding region runs from base 90 to 737 and encodes 215 amino acids. The transcript has 5 exons. Lineage: Eukaryota; Viridiplantae; Streptophyta; Magnoliopsida; Malvales; Malvaceae. The record is from RefSeq and is a predicted model, not a curated record.
CCACCAGGUAGCCGUUAACCCUCUGCUUCCUUCCACCUUACGUAUACCAUUGUACUUAUUGUUACUCUCUAUAUUUAUUUCAACAUGACAUGGCAGACAACAGCCAUUCGAAUUUCAAACUAAAAAGACACAAAAUGUAUCCAAGGGUGAAAGUGAGGGUUCAAGAAGAAGAAGAGGACCAUUUCCCACCCCACAACAACAACCACCAUGAACCCUGUCUGUUUUUGAGGCUUCUCGAAUCUGUAUCCAAACAAGAAAAGGAGAAUAAAAUCAAUUCCCCACCUUCAAAUUCAAUUUCCAGUAUCACAAAAGCUUAUAUCACUAGCCCGACACCAAAAGAUGGUGGAACAAUCAAGAAGAACAAGAAGCAAAUUGGGAAGGAUAUGAAAUCAAAUGUAAAAGCUAGUUCAGUACUACCCCCUCGAGCUGUUCUGUCCAGUCCUGAUAACGAUAGAAUGAUUGGGAGCAUAAACAAGAUAGAUUAUGCAAGCUCCUCCUCAGCUUCGAAGAAACGUCCAGCCGAUGUUGGCACAUCAAGUUCUCCUAACAUUGGGAAAGGCCCCAAGCCCAAGACUGAAAAUGUUAAACACACUCCAAGUGUUGCACGAACCAAGAUUACUACCCAAGGUGGCUACAACACUAACAUUGUUAAACCCACUCCAGAUUCGAAUGUUGGGAAAGGCCCCAAGGCUAAAAAUCCUGGACUUGCUGCAAGUACUAGGAAGGGUGUCGUCUGAAGUACGUAUAGGAGAUGGAAUUUUAACAAAUCUGUAUUUUGGGAAUAUUCAAAUGAUAAUCUUGAGUCUACAUUGGACAACAA